AUGUUGAAUAAAAUUGUGGUAAUCGUGCUAUUUUUGUGCUCAUCGAUUCUCGGAGACGACCAAGGAGGGGAACAACUUAAAUUAUAUGUUUUCAAAAUACCACCUGUUUGUAUUGCAGAUGUCACAACCACGACAGAAUCACAGUUGGCGAAAGGCGAGGAGAAGAUGAGCGAGUAUAUUCUAAAAAUAUUAGAACAUUUCAAACAACCGAAUCCUGUUGGACUACCGGGGGCCAAGGUCCCAGAUCCUCAUAAGGUCCCAGACAUGAAACAAUCUGUUUCCAUCGGAACAUUGUAUUUCAAAAAUACAUCAGUGUAUGGCAUUAGCAAAUUUCGCAUAUUGAAUAUUAACGCGGAGAUUGGAGCUAUGGAAGUUCACGCAGCCUUGGCUAUUGACAAACUUCAAGCAAAAGGAAACUACACAAUGUCAACGUGGCUCAACAGAGUACAAGGACCGUAUACAGUCGACAUCACCGGCAUCAAGGUGAUGGCAAAAGCUAAUUUAGGAGUCGAAAGAGACGGAAAACUGAGAGCCCAAGAUAUAAAAAUAGACAUAUCCUUCAGUACAAUAUCAAUGAACUUCGAAAAUGCAGGUUUCUUUGGCGGUAUGUUGCAAGGAAUAGUAAAUUCUAUAGGCACAUUCGUUUUCGACUCGAUUAAGCCUUACGUUCUCAAAGAAGCAUAUACCAAGGCUAGAGAAGAAAUCAAUAAGAAGCUCGAUGAAGUCGCCGGUGAUGUACAGUUCCCAAACUCGAUCUCACCUUUAGAUAAAGUUAUAGCAGAUCUAAGAAAGAGAGUGAGACAAAUGAACAUGGACCCGUAUCAAAUAAACGAUUAUAAUAGUACUGUAAGCAUAUUCACCGUUUCACUCACUCAUACUUGGAUUACUGGAAUAUCUUCAUUUCAAAGGGUCGGGAAUAUUACCUUGAAACUAGAGAAUAACACUGUAAUUGCUGACUUUGAAAUCGGAACUCAACGACUCGAAGGUACUACACAGUGGGAUGUAUCCGCUAUAAGCGGUCUACUGUCCAGAGCUGGUAUAGCAUCAUUUUCUGUUGAAUAUAUAAGUGGAAGGAUGAUACUAGCACAACCUCUCGAUACAAGAAAGAAACCAGAGUUUAGAGACUUGGAUCUCGAUGUUGGUAAUAUUCAAGUCCGUUUUGAUGGAGCCGGUACAUUUGAUUACGUCGUCGAGUUUGUAGUCAACAUUCUGCCAAACUUGUUGCGAUAUCAAAUAGUAGAUGCCUUAGAAGGGCCCAUCAUUGAAAAAGUACAACAAGAAUUGAAUAAAAUAAAUGUUGAAGAAAUGAUCAAACAGGAGUUGCCUAAGGUGGAUGAAAUGCAAGAAACAGGUUUCAAGCUAUCAGCACUUCAAAUACAAAAUGAAGAUGAAGAAUCCUAUGGAGACGAUGACUUCUUUAAUUUUUAA
Danaus chrysippus (African queen) is the source of this 1428-nucleotide messenger RNA. The record is from the annotation of a GenBank genome assembly. Lineage: Eukaryota; Metazoa; Arthropoda; Insecta; Lepidoptera; Nymphalidae.